Exophiala oligosperma is the source of this 2127-nucleotide messenger RNA. RefSeq lists its product as uncharacterized. The transcript is spliced from 2 exons. The record is from RefSeq and is a predicted model, not a curated record. NCBI's taxonomy places the organism in Eukaryota, Fungi, Ascomycota, Eurotiomycetes, Chaetothyriales, Herpotrichiellaceae. Bases 54 to 416 code for a protein of 120 amino acids.
CCUUGCGGUGUGCUCGUUCAGUCUUUUCAAGCAAGAGUGAGUAAAAGUUGAAAAUGUCUUCAAAAGCACUAGCCAGUGAGGCAUCCUCAACAACGGCGAUAGCACAGACACAUGGGAUGCGAGUAAACGGAAAAAACUGGCACGCUCCAAAGAAAGCAUUCCGUCCCACUGCGGGCCAGAGGUCUUAUGCACAGCGAAAAGAGCAAGAUCAGCUUAAACAAGCGGUCAAGGCUCGAGAACAAGAGAUGAAGGAGGAAAAAGAACAGGAGCGAAACAGAAGGAUUCAAGCCAUUAAAGACCGGAGAAAGGCAAAGGAAGAGAAGGAACGCUAUGAUAAAAUGGCGGAAAAAAUGCACAAAAAGAUUGUCGAAAGAAGGAAACGAAGAGAGAAGAGAAACAAACUGCUGAAAAGCUGAAACAGCCAAAGGAUGAAAUCCGAGCAUUCGACUUAGGCAUUUUUUCUCAAGCUGCUUGUUCUCCUCCUCCAGCCGAACACAAUAUGUUCAUCCCGACAAAAGAUUCCGCUGAUCAGCAGGUCCUCUUCACGAAUCCAAUGAAGAGUUGAGCAUGUGAUAUAGCUUUUCGGAAGACAGACUUGACUCGCACUGUCAGCAUUCCUGGAUUGAUGCAGCAUCUCCACAGACCAUGGCUGCGCUAUCCGUCUAGAAGCUUGAUCACAGGACCAGGAAGCCUUCAUCAAUUCAAAGGAUAAACAGGGUGUCCAAGGAGUUCAUGACACUGAUGCUUCAUUCACCACCGCCGGUAAGCGGAAACGCCGGUCACUUGAAUAGCAUGUGGUGAUAGCGCAACACUAAGGACUAUCAAGGGCCCUCAAAGGGGAUGUCAACAACAACAUUACCCAGUUUUAGUUUGAGCUCAGAGAAGCCAAUGUCGAUUGGCUUCAAGUCAUUGAGCUUCCCAAGCUGCUCUUUAGCCUGCUUAUCAGGCUCCUGUAGAGCCCAUGCUAUGCUGAUAUGAAAUGCAUCAGUCAUAUCAGAUCUCUCCAAUUGCUCGCUCAAGUCGACUUUGUCCACACAAGUUCCUUUAUUAGCAUACAACUCAGCAAGUCCGAGGCGUCGAGCUACCGCAUUACAUGCAGACAAGAGCUUAUUCAGUUCAUCGUUGCGAGGCCUACCAAGCCUGAGCACCAAGAAGUAUCUACUUCCAUCAUGAUUGGCAACCCAUGCCAGCCCUGUAACGCGAACAGUGAAAACGCUUACUCGACGUUUAUGCACUUCUGAGCAUACGCUCUUUUGAAACGGGCCCUUCUGAUCCGUUUUAAGUACAAGGGGAGCUGACAAGCUGAUAUGUAGUGGUUGUAAUGCUCCCAGUUCAGAACGCAGAAAGCUGUGCAUGCUUCUGCCGAUGUCAUUCGAUGGUCUUGCAUGCUCAAUCACAUCGUCAAGCAUGGCCAGCUCUUGUUUCGGGGGAUGCCAUUCAAGGUAUACGUGUGUUGGCCAGUUACCUACCACGUGAGGUACCUGCCGUGUACGACCAGCAUGCAAAGUAGGAUCAUCGCUUGCAGCAGUUCUCACAUUUGUUGCAUACAGUGUAUGGAACGAAGUAGGAAGUGGCGGAGGUCUUCUGCUGUCGACCUUGUUUUUUGGUUCAUGGUCAGAGGCUUUCCGCUUCCUCUGACCUGGAGAUUCACCAGGAGAGGGCUCAUCAGUUUCAGAGUUUGAGUCCGAAUAGUCGACCAGCAUGUUUAUCAAGUCGAGGAAAACCUGAACAUGGUACCUGCCAAGGAGACUCGACGCAUGGAGCCCUUGGGAAUUGGGAAAAGAAAUGGACGGGCGGAGCAGGGUCAGACCCUGGAGAAAAUGGCGAUCAGCAAUAGGUAGGGUCUAUGGGCACGUCAGCACAGACCCAUAAUUGCUUGUGAGGGAGGAAGCUCACGGGAAGCUGGUGACGAAGACAAUGGCGUGAAUGUCUCAGUUGGCCUUGGAUAUGUGGCACUCUCCAGCUAUAUUGUCGGUUUUCCGACUCGCAAAGCGAUGUGGUGUAUUCGACACGGGACGAAUCAUAUGCCCGCGAGAUACAUGGGUCUUUCAAUGUGGGAGACAAUGGCCUAAGCACCAAUUUUUAUGUAAAUAGAUAAGAUGGUGAUUGAAUGAAAGAGGAACGGAG